AUGUACGUGAAGAUCGUGGGGCGGGAAGUGCCUUUCCCUCUCGUGCUCGUGGGCAACUCCGUGGGCCCGCGGGUGGUGGUGGAUCCGCCCAGCCUGGACUUUGGCGGCGUGAAGUGCUUGGAGCCGGUGACCAGGCACGUUCGCCUCACCAACUUCUCCUGCAUCGAUGCCUCUGUGCGUGCCUUCAUGAACGAGCGGAAGUCCUUGUGGUCAGUGCACCCCAAGGUCAUUCACCUGUCGCCACAGGAGCACGCUUCAACUGGCACUCACCGUGCGAAUGGACGAGACCUGCCAAGCCGUGGACACGUUGAACCUCAUCGUCAGCGAGGGGGAUGA
Molecule: messenger RNA, 336 nt
Organism: Effrenium voratum
Lineage: Eukaryota; Dinophyceae; Suessiales; Symbiodiniaceae
Source: the annotation of a GenBank genome assembly